Messenger RNA from Drosophila montana, 1967 nucleotides. RefSeq names its product spermine oxidase-like. The coding region runs from base 423 to 1940 and encodes 505 amino acids. The record is from RefSeq and is a predicted model, not a curated record. Gene Ontology annotation, molecular function: polyamine oxidase activity. The transcript has 2 exons. NCBI's taxonomy places the organism in Eukaryota, Metazoa, Arthropoda, Insecta, Diptera, Drosophilidae.
CCCCCCCCCCUCCUUCCACACACACAUACACACUCACAGCGCAACAGCUCAUUCAUCUGCCGGUCAGCUGUCGCACGCCUUGGCGCGCUUUCGCUGGGAGCUUUCGUGCGCGGUGAAAGCUCUCAGCAUAUGCAGAGGCGUAGCUGAAACUUUGCCUCAGCCAUGUGUAGCUUGGGUGGGGCGGCAUGGUACGCCACUGGCGCAGCAUAAGCAUUGUGGAGCAGCACGUUUCCAUAUGAUUUUCAGUUUUGUUUGUGUCUGUGUCCACGGCAGACCGCAGCAGUAGCAACAAUAUUUUAUAAUCAUUUUUAUGUGUGUUUCAAGUGCAGUGAAUUAAUAAAAUUAUUAUUAUCAUAAUUAAUAGUAAUAAAAUAAACCAAAAACAAUUAUUUUCGCCGUAGAGGAUCUGGAUAGUACGUACCAUGAGCAAAACGCAUCGGGAUCAUAAGAUCGUUAUUAUCGGCGCCGGAGCAUCGGGUGUUGCGUGCGCCACCAAGCUGCUGGAAUAUGGCUUCCAGAAUGUGCUGAUCGUUGAGGCCGAGUCGCGUCUGGGCGGUCGCAUACACACGAUACCCUUUGGCGAGAAUGUGAUCGAUCUGGGCGCCCAAUGGUGCCACGGCGAGCAGGACAACAUUGUCUACGAGCUGGCCAGCCAGCACCAGCUGCUCGAGUCCACGGGACCCGUCUACGAGAACUAUCAGUGUGUGCGCAGCAAUCGCGAGGUGCUGCCGGACAACAUCGCCAGUCGGCUGAAGGCGAUUGUCGGAGAUUCGCUGGUCACACGGCAGCUGGAGCUGCAGCACUGCAGCGGCUCCCUGGGCAGCUAUUUGUCCAGCAAGUUCUACGAGAUGCUGCGCCGGCCGGAGAACGCCGACAUUGAUCCGAUCAUUGCGGGCGAAUUCUUUGACAAUUAUCAGAAGUUCGAGAAUUCGGUGGAGGCAUCCGACACCCUCGAGGAGGUGUCGGGACGUGGCUAUCUGGACUAUUGGGAGUGCGAGGGCGACAUUCUGCUCAACUGGAAGGACAAGGGCUUUGUCGAGCUGUUGCGUCUCCUCACGCGCAGUCGGGAGCUGCAGACAAGCUCGGAUCUGGGCAUACUCGAGCAGCGGGUGCUCUUCAAUCGGCGCGUCACCAAAAUCAAUUGGAAUCGCAACGAUGCUCGGGUCGAGCUGCAGCUGAACAAUGGCGAAUCCUGCCUGGCAGAUCAUGUGAUAGUCACCGUUUCGCUGGGCGUGCUCAAGGAGCAGCAUUUGCAGCUGUUCGAGCCGCAGCUGCCGGUGGCCAAGCAGCGGGCUAUCCAGGGAUUGGCCUUUGGCACCGUCAACAAGCUGUUUGUCGAGUUCCCCGAGGCCUUUUGGCCCGACGAUUGGACGGGCUUUACGCUGCUGUGGCGUCAACAGGAUCUGGCCGAUAUACGCAAUACAUCGCUCGCCUGGCUAGAGGAUGUCUUUGGCUUCUAUCGCGUCAGCUAUCAGCCACGCGUCCUGGCCGGCUGGAUCAUAAAUGCCAAUGGCCGGCACAUGGAGUCACUGCAGCCGGCCGAGAUUCUCGCCGGCUGCAUGUAUCUCUUCCGGCGCUUCCUGCACUGGCACAUACCCGAGCCGCUCAGCUUUCGCAGCUCCGCCUGGUAUACAAAUCCGCAUUUCCGUGGCUCCUACUCCUUUCGCUCCAUGGACACGGAACGCCUCGGUACCGGCGCCAGCGAUCUGGCCCAGCCAUUGACGGUGGUUGCCAUGACGCCGCCGUCGCCGGGACGCAGCAAAAUGCUGGUGCCACCGCAGAGCCGCUGUGACAAGCCAAUUGUCCAGUUCGCCGGCGAGGCCAGCAGCGAACAUUACUACUCAACGGUUCACGGUGCUGUCGAGGCCGGUUGGCGCGAGGCCAAGCGAUUGGCGGACUUUUAUGGCCUCAGCGUGGCGCCGGCCAAGUCGCAGCUAUAACAUCAGGAGUCGGCGCGAGCCUAUUUU